AUGGAGGCCGGGAACAGCCGGCUGUGCGCAGGCGCGCGGCGAGCGGGGUGGGAGCGCAAGGGGCGGGGCUGCAGCCGCCUGGGCUGUUCCGACGAUCGCGCGCCGCCCCCGCCGCGCCCCGCGCCCGCCCUUGCUAGCAGGCGCCUCUCGCCCCCUGCAUUGCUGAUGCUGCUGCUGGCAGACAUGGACGUGGUGAAUCAGUUAGGGGGUGGGGGCGGGGAACCUCUCCAUCUGCUGCUGCCUCUGCUGGGCCCCCAAUCUGUCCAGAGGAGGGCACCCCCCUCCCACGUGCACACAGGCUCACUGUGGCCAUCGCCAUCCCUGCUACCCAAGGUCUUUGCCAUCUUCGCCUUUGCCACAUGCGGCAGCUACAGUGGGGAGCUCCGGCUGAGCGUGGAGUGUGCCAACAAGACGGAGAGUGACCUCAGCAUCGAGGUUGAAUUUGAGUACCCCUUCAGGUUGCACACAGUGUACUUCGAUGCACCCACCUGCCGAGGAGGCACCACCAAGAUCUUCCUCGUGGGAGACUACUCAUCAUCAGCUGAAUUCUUUGUCACCGUGGCCGUGUUUGCCUUCCUCUAUUCCAUGGGGGCUCUGGCCACCUACAUCUUCCUGCAGAACAAGUACCGAGAGAACAACAAAGGGCCCAUGCUGGACUUUCUGGCCACGGCAGUGUUCGCCUUCAUGUGGUUAGUGAGUUCAUCGGCGUGGGCCAAGGGUCUGUCAGACGUGAAGAUGGCCACGGACCCAGAGAACAUCAUCAAGGAGAUGUCCAUGUGCCGCCAGACAGGGAACACGUGCAAGGAGCUGAGAGACCCUGUGACCUCGGGGCUCAACACCUCGGUGGUAAGCCCUGGGAAGCUGGCUGGACUGCCUGGAGGAGGGAAGCUGGGAAAAUCGCAGCCUGGCAGGGGGAGUGGGAAAGAGAGAGAAAGAGAGAAAAAGAGAGAGGAAGAGAGAGAGAGAGAGAGAGAGAGAGAGAGAGAGAGAAUAUGAAAGGAGAAUCGGGAG
Oryctolagus cuniculus (rabbit) is the source of this 1011-nucleotide messenger RNA. NCBI's taxonomy places the organism in Eukaryota, Metazoa, Chordata, Mammalia, Lagomorpha, Leporidae. The record is from RefSeq and is a predicted model, not a curated record.